UCAUUCCCCUUCUGCCUCUUCUCCAAAGAAAGAAAGAAUGCAGGGGGUUAUUAAUGUAUUCUUUAAAAUGGUAAGCAAUUGGUUAAAAAAUCAUCAGCAUAUGCGAUUAUGGCCAAUUAGAACACAUUUCUUUACCCCGAGGCAGAAGGACAUCCCACCCUGCUUAGACUAUAUGAGUUAAGAGUCACAGCAAGACACUCCUCCUGGGUCUGCAGACGAUCCGGCAAACACAGGCGCAGGGACGGUUCCUCUCAUGCACAUUCAUGCCAGUUCCCGAUUGAGUUUUCACGAGUUUCCAAAAAUUCUGUCAUUGUUUUCUUUCUUAAAAGAGGACUGGUAACUCAAAACUCAGCGAUGGCACAAUCUCACACAAGUUACUCUACAACAAGAGAAGAAGUUACAUCUAAGUGGUCAGAUGUAAUGAAGAACAGUGUACAGAUUGCAACAGAACCCAAACAAACAUACCUGCUGAACACAGCCAAGAUACCAGAUGGAGCAGCCAGGAGAUACACGUUUGGAAGAAAGGACCCCAACAAAAGGAAGAGGACAAUCAUGAUGGUGGGAGAAAUAGGAACAGGGAAGUCUGCGCUCAUCAAUAUGAUGGUCAACUACAUGCUGGGUGUAAAGUGGGAAGACAAGAUCAGGUUUAAAAUCAUUCCAGAUGAAAGCAAAAUACCUCAAACUGAAUCUCAAGCCACUGUGGUUACUGCCUAUGAGAUUUUUGGGCUGGAGGAACUGUCUGUUCCUUUUUCCCUCACAGUCAUUGAUACGCCAGGUCUGGAUAAAGAUAAAAACAUUGCUCAGAAUCUGUACACAUUCUUGGAAUCUUUAAGAGAUGUUCAACAAAUAGAUGCAGUUUGCCUCAUAGUGAAGGCAUCUCAAUUUCGCCUAAGUCCCAGCCAGAAAUACAUCUUUGAUGCCAUUCUGUCUAUCUUCGGGAAGAACAUGGAGAAAAACUUCAUGAUUCUCAUCACCUUCUCAGACUGGAUGCCACCUCUAGCUCUUCAGCUAGUUUCUGAGUCUGGUGUACCUUUCCUCAAAGAUGAAAAUAAUGACCCUGUUCACUUCCUGUUCAACAACCUUCCUCUUCAGACGUUUGCUAAGGAAUACGAAGAAACAUAUAAAAAAGCCUGGGAUAAUGGAGCAGAGAGCUUCAGAGAGUUUUUUCAGGCUUUAGAUAAAUUGGAACCGCAAAGCUUGAAGAUGACCAAAAAGGUCUUGAGGAAACGUUGUCACCUGGAAGAGGAAAUCUGGAACUUGGAGAGUCAGAUUAAAGUGGAGGAGGAGAAGCACAAGGCACUUGAGGAGCUGCAGAAAAGACUGGAAGAGCACAAAGAGGACAUGAUAAGUAACACCUAUCAGAAUAAAUGCGCAGCUGAGCAACAUGCAACGUCUGAGGCAAACCGCCACUCUCCAUGGUGUUCCUGUAUAUACUCAAUCUGGGGUUUUAUAACAAGUCUGGUAAUUGCUACAUAUAGGAGAAUUGGAGGAUUAAUGGGCAAUCAAUAUGUAGACUUUCCCGAAACCAACAACUCCGAGGGCCACCAAGAAAAAGAAGACGAGCCACAAUAUGAAGAAAGAAUAAGAGCAUAUGAGGACCAGAAAAGACUUAAAGAGCUGAUGGAGAGUUGUUACCGGUCCGUUCUCGAGCUUGAACAGCUUGCUCUGAAGUUUGAUUCAGGUUCUACUCCUCAGAGCGUUCUCAGGCUGAUAGAAAUGCUGAGGGAGAACAAAGACAUGGAGAAGGCGGAAACGCUGCAGAUGAUGCUGAAGACUGUGUGAGGAGAUUAACACACACGGAGAGCACGCAGGUUCAGUGAAGCCUCUGUAGUUCUAUGCGUUAAGUUUUCUGCAGACAGUAGUACCUGACACAUCCACGCCUGCCUCCUGGGCGUUUCUGAUCUGUCAGAAAAGUGUUUCUGUAUUAGGGUGAGAAUUUAACAGUGUAACAAAGCAAUUGAAGACACCUGACUAAUUAGAAACCUGAGGAAACCAUUUGUUCCGAACGUUAUGGUUCCUUGAAAUAGGGGGCAGGGUUGGGGGGGGGGGUCAUAUAUAAAAAGUAAUGUUAUUUCUGCAUGGUGAUACCAACAUGUACUAAAAUACCCUUUAAUAAAAGUUGAGAACUAUGCUUUAACCACUUUUGCAUUGUUGAGUGUAAAUAUAAAAUUGUGGAGUACAAAGCCAAAUCAAGAAAAAUUGUCUUUGUCCCAAACAUUAUGGAGCUUGCUGUAUAUAUGCUUUAGCUAUUGACAAAGACUAUUAUUUGUUCAAUGAAAAUAGUUAAGAAUACAAGCAAUCAUUUACUUAAAUGCCUUUGUUUCUCAGCUAUUUACGGUUUGAUUUUCUAAGUGUUGUGUAUUGCUGAACUUGUGCGAUAUGUGAAUACCUUUCUAUCUGGAUAACAUUUGACAACCCAACUAAUGGACUAUGUUUAAACAACCUGCAUGUCCAUGUGAAAUAAGUUAGCCAAUGAGGAGUAUCAAAGUGAAUCUAAUUGUAAAAAGUAGAAGUGGAAACAAGGGUUUUGGGUUCCAUCUUGGUCACCCUCCUUUGGUAAAAUCUCACUGAUUCCAUCCUUUAUGAAGCUCUUCCCAUCUUCACUGUAGAUGUAACAUCCCUCUCGUUCUGACUGAUGUUCCAGUUAGAUCAGGGCUCCUACAGGAAGCACUGAACUUCACUAUCUGCUGAAACGGCAAAAUUCACUGUGGUGUGAUGUUUUGCGUCCUGUGAAACCUGCACGUUUGUGGAGGCCAAUGUAUUAAAAGUUUAAUGUUUUAUGAGUGCUUUAAUGAAUUAGGGCAAGGCUUGAAUUAAAAUGAUGUUUGUUAAAUAAAAGUUUAUCUGUUGUCUUGUAGCCAACUUUACAGCCACUAGCUAUAUACUGGCAUCUAAAAGCUUGUGUUUUUACCACUGGCAAAUUAUAGAACUAUAAUAUAAAUGUAAUAAAUUCUUGUUUUUUUGUGCUAAUCAGCACAGCAUGGA
Messenger RNA from Anguilla anguilla (European eel), 2985 nucleotides. RefSeq lists its product as uncharacterized. The coding region runs from base 355 to 1782 and encodes 475 amino acids. Lineage: Eukaryota; Metazoa; Chordata; Actinopteri; Anguilliformes; Anguillidae. The transcript is spliced from 3 exons. The record is from RefSeq and is a predicted model, not a curated record. Gene Ontology annotation, molecular function: GTP binding.